AGUUUCUCUUCGAAAAUGAAACUGUUCGUGUUCUUAGCCUUUGCGCUGGCCGCAGCCAACGCUGUGCCCACCGGCAUCAACAAACCUCUUAAGGUUAUGGACAUGCCAAAGACCCCCACCAUUGAUGGUCGCAUUACCAAUGGGUAUCCUGCCUAUGAGGGUAAGGUCCCCUACAUUGUUGGUCUUAGCUUCGACGGUGGCUGGUGGUGCGGUGGUUCAAUCAUUGGAAACACCUGGGUGCUGACUGCCGGACAUUGCAUUAAUGAUGGUUCCGGUGUGAGAAUCUACUACGGUGCCAGCUUCCGUCACGAGGCUCAAUACACUCACUGGGUCAGUGGAAACGAUCAAAUCCGUCAUCCCAACUACAACGAUCAGUUGAACAACGAUAUUGCCCUUAUCCGCACACCCCAUGUGGACUUCUGGAGCUUGGUGAACAAGGUUGAGCUGCCCAGCUACAACGAUCGCUACAACGACUACAAUGGAUGGUGGGCUGUUGCUUCCGGCUGGGGCGCCAUCUCAAAUGGCAGUGGUAUGCACAACUACCUCAACUGUGUCGAUGUCCAGAUCAUCAGCAACGACGAAUGCCGCAACGUUUUCGGCGGUGGCUAUGUUAUCGAUAACACCAUCUGCAUCAACACCUCUGGUGGCAAAGGCACUUGCAACGGUGACUCUGGUGGUCCAUUGGUUACACAUGACGGCAACCGCAUUGUUGGCAUCACAUCCUUCGGUCAUUGGGAUGGCUGCACUGCUGGUCAACCCGCCGGUUUCACUCGUGUCACUGGUUACUUGGAUUGGAUCCGUGAUAACACUGGUAUCUCCUACUAAAUUAUAUCUAAAUAAAAACUAAAAGCAUUUUAAAAACAAAA
Messenger RNA from Drosophila nasuta, 866 nucleotides. RefSeq names its product serine protease 1-like. The transcript has a single exon. The record is from RefSeq and is a predicted model, not a curated record. Lineage: Eukaryota; Metazoa; Arthropoda; Insecta; Diptera; Drosophilidae. Gene Ontology annotation, molecular function: serine-type endopeptidase activity. The coding region runs from base 16 to 825 and encodes 269 amino acids. Gene Ontology annotation, biological process: proteolysis.